ACCUUCGCUUUUUUCUUGCAGAGCGACAGCGACCAUCGAACGUAGCGGAGCUCGAUCGUCCCGUGGUCCGCGGUGUGUGUAAUUAAGUGUAAGUGACACUUUCGCAGUGCGUUUCGCGGUUUUUGCGUUAAAACCCAAAAACACUUGCGUGCGUGUGCUUGUGUAAUUUAGUGUGUGUGUGUGCCCGGAAGUGUGUUGUCCCCUUCCCUUCGCUUUCCCCUUCUGUGCAGCGCUAGCACAAAGAGGUGUUUUUUUCCGCCAGCUCCUUUACCCAACCGCGCCCCGCCCACUGGAGAAGAAGGGUGGCGGGGUGACAGCAGCACUCCAUCCUAGCACUCCAACCCACGGCUCCCUCCUUCGCCCGAAAGUCUCCGCAUGACUCUGAUACUGGUGCUGCUGUUUCUGAAGAACAUUUGCGUGUUUCUGAACAAGCUCGUGCUGCGGUGCUACAACUCCUUCCUGAUACACCCGCACCACCGCCAUCCGGACGGUGGCAAGUACGGCGGCUACGGUGGAGGCGGCGGCGGCGGUCUGGGUGGUGGUGGUGGAGGCGGCCACAGUGGCACGGCAGGGCUCGGGGUACGUCCGCGCCGCACCCGCCGCAACCGGGCGGAACUGAUGUACCAGCGGGACACCGGCGGGCUGGCGUACGGGGAACGAGCAACGCACUACUACAACAAUCACUAUUGAGAGAGAGGAGAGGGAAGAGGAAAGAGAGAGAGAAGGAGCGAUCCGUUCGGUAGGCAUGCAUGAGUGCUAGACCGCCGUCACCGCGUGCGCACCAGAGGGCCAGGGGAGGCGUAGGAGGAGGAGGAGGAGCAGGAGGACGGUUCGGCGGCACGGCAAGAGCAGCGACGGAAGCGUUGGUGGGGACGGUGGCGGGGACAAGCGGUGACGAGGACGAGCUGAUGACGAUCAACGAAAACCGGAAUGUCGGAGGGGUUGGGGGCGGCAGCAUCGGUGGCCUUGGGCCCAGCGAUACCGAACCGAGCGCAAUAUCCGCCUCCAACUCGUCCCUCUCGUCCGCCUCCUCGUCGGAGGCCGGUUCGGUGCACUCCGACGGUGAGCAGCAGCAGCAGCAAUCGUUGCAGCUGCUAGAGGACGACGGGCCAGGGCCGUCCGGGCGACAUCCGAUGGAUGCGACCAGCUCGUCGUGCUGCCCGGACGGCAGCUUCGCGGGGCAGGACCAGGAGCGGCCGCUCGUGAACGGCUGCGAGGACCUGUGGAGCUGGAACAAGCGGGACCGGUCGAAGGAGGUGUGGCUGAGCCGGUCGGACAAUCGGCGCGUCUACUUCCACCCGAACUGGAGCAAGGGGACGGCCGGCAUUCGGGGUACGCGCGUCCUCAACAACGGCCGCUACUACUGGGAAAUCAGCCUAUCGCAGCGCGUCUUCGGCACGAGCAUGAUGUUCGGCAUCGGUACGAAGAAGGCUCGGCUGCACGUGAACAUGUUCACCAACCUGCUCGGCGAGGACCGGAACGGCUGGGGCCUUUCGCACAAGGGUCUGCUGUGGCAUGGAGGCGUCGCCCGCAACUACACCAAGCGCUUUAAGGAAAACCAACCGACCAAGAUUGGGCUCCUGUUUGACGGCAUUGCCGGUACGCUUACGUACUACAAGGAUGACGUCUGUCUCGGCAUUGCCUUCCGUGGGCUGAAUGAGGUCCGAGAGCCACUGUACCCGAUCGUAUGCUCGACCGCGGCCAAGACGGAGAUGCUGCUGUCGGAGACGCGCCGGGACUUUGUGAACCUGCAGGACCGGUGCCGGGCCAUCAUCAUCAAGCACAUUAACACGCGGGAAAAGCUGGACCGGCUGGCGCUGCCGUACUUCAUCAAGAACUAUCUGGCGGAGGCGGUCACGGAGAGCAGCGCGACGGUGACGCCGCUCGAGCUGCACCUCAUCGAUCAGUAUCUGUACUGAGCGGUAGUGAGAGAGUAGUAUAAUUGAAACACCCGCAGCGUGGGUGAGCUAGUUUAUUGUUGGGUUUGGUAUUACUUUCUGUUUUUUUUUCGAUGUAUCCCCAUUACAUACGUUCCUUACGUUAAUACGGCUAUACCGAACUUAUGCUUAAGUUGUUAAACACUCUACACGCGUACCGGGUUUAUUUGGUUGCAAAUGGUACACAGUCAUUUUGCUAUGACGCAAGAGGUUCUAGUUAGGCAGCUAUGGGGGGUUCCUUAACCGGAUUAAACGCCCUCUAGUGCGAAUUUAUCGUAUCUCUUUCAUUGCCUUACUCUUUCUUUUAGUAAAGCAUACGAGCCGAGAAGCGAGAGAAGGAACGGGGGCAGAACCAACACGUCGAUCCGUUCCGACGUGACAGCGAGUAACAUUCUAGUCAUACUAGUCAGUCGGCCACUUGCGGCAGGGGCACAGUAGGUGAAAGUGUAAAAAAAAAAGCGAAACCUUUACUGCUGCUCGCAUGCUGGCCCUGUACACAUACUAGUCGAAAGAGUGAGAGAGAGAGAGGCAAAGAGUCUCGCAUAGGCAAAGCAUUUAGAAGGUGUAGAAGCUCCAGUUGCAAAACUGCAUCAAAUCGAACGAAAGCUGGGUUGGAAAGCUAGGUAGAAAGGCAGAACUCUCUUGUUCGUUCGGUUUGCUACCGUUCUGUACAUAUUUAUUUGGUGCAAGCUCUUGUGGAAAGGAUGGAAGACAGCACGAGGGAGGGCAGUACAGUAUGAAGGCAAGACGUUGCGGAAGGAAAUGAAAAAAAAAAACGGAGAAUGUGGCAAAAUUUAGCAACCCGUUUAAUCGGGAAUUUAGGCAUUUAAGCUUUUCAGUAAGAAGGUACAGAGUUAUUGUGGGGCGUGAGUGUUUGUCUGAGCUGUGUGUGUGUCUGGUGUGUGAAGAUGAAUGAUCGAAGAGGCGAGAACGCGUGAUUAAGUAUGUGUGUAUGAGGAAUUAAUGUAUCGAAAUUGGUGUGUGUGUUUU
Anopheles coluzzii is the source of this 2927-nucleotide messenger RNA. RefSeq names its product SPRY domain-containing SOCS box protein 3 (gene SP555). Gene Ontology annotation, molecular function: protein binding. Gene Ontology annotation, biological process: proteasome-mediated ubiquitin-dependent protein catabolic process; intracellular signal transduction. Gene Ontology annotation, cellular component: SCF ubiquitin ligase complex. NCBI's taxonomy places the organism in Eukaryota, Metazoa, Arthropoda, Insecta, Diptera, Culicidae. The record is from RefSeq and is a predicted model, not a curated record. The transcript has 4 exons. The coding region runs from base 750 to 1919 and encodes 389 amino acids.